CCAGCGGAGAUAAACGAAUGUCCCCACAUCUCCAAAGGAAAGUUCAUCGGAUUUUUAUUCUAGAGAUCUCAUCUUCAGGAUGUCAGUGAACACUUCCACUGCAGGAAAAGGUGUGGAUCCAAAUGCGGUUGAUACUUAUGACAGUGGCGAUGACUGGGAAAUCAGGGUUGGGAAUUUAAUUAUUGAUUUGGAUGCUGAUUUGGAAAAGGACAGACAGAAAUUUGAGAAGAAUAAUUCCACGGAUACCAGCAGCAGCACCAGCUACAAGGAUUGUGAGGGUCUGGCUUUCAGUGGGGCUAAUGCUACCUCGGUCUUAUCUGAUGGCCUAAAAUUUGCUUCUGUUCAGCUCUCUGCUCCCCAGGGGAAUUCCUCUCACAAAGAGACUAGCAAAUCAAAAGUGAAUAGGAGCAAAACUUCUAAGGAUGCUAAUAAAUCUCUGCCUUCUGCUGCCUCGUAUGGGAUUCCUGAGAUCAGCAGUGCUGGCAAGAGGCAGGAAGUCCAAGGGCACCCUGGAGAGGCAACUGGCAUAAAUUCAGCACUGGGUCAAAGUGUGAGCACUAACCUAAACGGCAACAACAACACCAGCAACAACAAAACUAUUGCAUCUUGUGGGAAAAACAAAGAGGAGAAACCAGGUAAAAACCAGGGCAGCAGAGGCUCCAAGCGGGAUAAGGAUGCGGGGAAGUCCAGGAAGGACAAGCAGCAUGACCUGCAGCAGGGCCACCCCAACAGCAGUGGGGGUAGCAGCAACCUAGCUCCCCCUGGGCACCUCUAUGGCUACAGGUGCAACGGGGCCAAGGGGGGCAGUGAUGGGAGCAGCAGCCCCUUCCACUGCGCCUCCUCUGCCGUGGGGGAGGUGAGCAAAAGUACCUUGGAUUCAGGGUUAAUGGGGAACUCUAUUUUGGUAAAGAAGGAAGAGGAGGAGAGCCACAGGCGAACCAAGAAAUUGAAAACAGAAAAGCCCUUUUAUCAGAAACUGCCGAUACAACUCAGUGGACCUUCACCCAUCCACUGUAUGGUCAUCCCACUCCAGCUGUUGGAGGGGCACACGUUCAUCUUGAACGUUUCUACGACCAUGUUCGGUCAGGUCUUCUAUACCUGGGUCCUACACAAUCAGCUGAAAGGACAGAACCCUGAGGUCACCCGGACUGAGCUGUCUCUGGUGUCAGCA
Tinamus guttatus (white-throated tinamou) is the source of this 1171-nucleotide messenger RNA. Lineage: Eukaryota; Metazoa; Chordata; Aves; Tinamiformes; Tinamidae. The record is from RefSeq and is a predicted model, not a curated record.